Molecule: messenger RNA, 1350 nt
Organism: Nezara viridula (southern green stink bug)
Lineage: Eukaryota; Metazoa; Arthropoda; Insecta; Hemiptera; Pentatomidae
Source: the annotation of a GenBank genome assembly
AUGGAGCGUCAGCUGGCUUCAUUGACUGGUCUCGUGCAAAAGGCUUUGACUCAGUCAGUAGUUCCUGGGCCUCCAGUCCCACAAACACCUUCUCUUUACCAUCGUUCUGCUUCAGACAAGUCCGUAUCGUUCGAGAAGUCCGUCUCUUUCUCCGACGAGCCACCUGACAUGAACUCUCCCAAGCAGCACUCCCCGCAGCACCCAGAUCGAGAUCGACAUAAACCGACACCUCCUCCGAAGCCUGUUUCACUGUCACCUGGGCAAUACGAAAGCAGAAAUGUUUAUAGGGAUUUACAACUUACUGCUGAAAUGUAUAAUCAUUUGCGAGGUUUGCAAAAGAAAGCAAAAGAUUUACGCCAAGAAGUUCGAGCCCUUAGAAGGAUGUCACAAGCCCAGGCACAUUCAGUUAGAGAAACUAUUAGAGAUACAUUCCUAAAAAUAAGGGCUGUAUUGAUGUCUGCUGGUGGAGAGGGGCUUUGGUGUCCUAACGGUGAUGAAGCAAGGAUGAGAGUGAACCGAGAAGGAGAUUUAUACAGGCAGCAAAUGUUGCGACUUGAAUCAGAUUUAACAGAACUUGAAGGAACUGUUGAAGAAUUAAGAGGUAAUGUGAUAAAUAGGAAAACCCGAGUCAAUAUGUCAGAUGUAGAGAGUAUGGCACUUAUUUUGAGCAAAUCAAGGUUCCUAAAGGAUGAACCUGAGAGAUUAGAAAGCGCUUUAAGGAGAUGUAAGAAAUUAACUGGAACUCUAGUCACUUUGAAGCGGUUAGCAUCAGUUCAAGAGCAACGACUGCCUGAAAGCAGACUGUCUCCGAGCUUAGAUGAAACGCCACCAGUGACACCUACGUCCGGGAAGGGUGUCCCUGGAGAAGAGACGGAGCAGCUCGACGGAGAGGGGAGUGGUGGAGGGUGCCCACAGCGUGCGGAGAACCCGCUCGACGCUUUGUUAGACGAACUGCAGUCAUUCAGGGGUGUGCGAAGGCUACAUUCAGUACCACCACCACCACCCCCUCGCACCUCCUCCAAGUCACCGUCCGAGUCAUCAUCGGCAGAGAGUGUUGCCUCCCAACCUGCUCCUUCCAGGGCUGAAUUGCUUGAGGCUAAACACCGGGAACUGCUCCGUAAACAGCGGGCCCUACAGGAGCAGUACACUCGGCUCCAGAGUCUACAGCAACCACCUGACCUUCUCCAAUUAAAAAAAACAGGCUCCGAAUCAAACCUUCUUGGCAAGAUGGGCCUCACGCUUGCUCCAACUGGCUCCCUGUCCCACCUGGCCCCUGUCACCACCACAGCAACCACAACUACCACAGCAACUACCACCACAUCAAAGAUUUAUGAGACUGACAUACUAUAG